Lactuca sativa (garden lettuce) is the source of this 972-nucleotide messenger RNA. RefSeq lists its product as uncharacterized. Lineage: Eukaryota; Viridiplantae; Streptophyta; Magnoliopsida; Asterales; Asteraceae. The record is from RefSeq and is a predicted model, not a curated record.
AUGGGCGCAGACAAAUGGGACGAGUAUUUUAGGAUGUCAGAGCGUACCGUGAGGGAGUCUGUGUACAAGUUCUGCAAAGCGAUCUGUUUGGUUUAUGGGCAACGAUAUUUGUGCAAACCAACUAUCAACAAUAUCCACCAAUUGUAUACGGUGCAUGAAGGCAAACAUGGAUUCCCUGGAAUGCUAGGUAGUAUCGAAUGCAUGCAUUGGAGUUGGUCAUUAUGCCCCAACGCAUGGCGUGGUCAGUACAUGAGAGGCGACCACAGAGAGCCGACGAUCAUUCUAGAGGCUAUCGCAUCACAUGAUCUUUGGAUAUGGCAUGCAUUCUUUGGUCCAGCUGGUGCAAACAAUGACAUCAACUUGCUAGACUCGUCGCCUGUAUUCAACGAUAUCUACAUUGGAAAGUCACAUGAUGUACCUUUUCAAGCAAAUGGGGUAGCAUAUAAGCGUGGAUACUAUCUUACUGACGGUAUAUAUCCUCCCUUGUCUGUUUUUGUGAAAUCGUUUACAUGUCCUAACGACCCGAAAAGGAAAAAGUUUAAAGAGGCGCAAGAGUCAGCUAAGAAGGAUGUGGAGCGAGCAUUUGGUGUACUUAAGAGACGUUGGCAAGUACUAACGGUCGGGGCAAGGUCAUAUGAGGUGAAAAGACGAAGGAAGAGCGAUAUGCCGAUACAACGAAAUGAAGUUUUGCCAAAUGUCGAAGGAGUGGUCGUUGGUACACAAGAGUAUAGGGUGAAUAGAAGAGAAGUACACAAUCGCGACAUUCAUCAGGCCCUUCGUGCUGAUUUGGUGGAGCACAUUUAUAGGGCUCAUAUUCAGCCCCCGCACGAGUUAUCUCACGAUGAUUUGUUUGACGAAUCAGAUGAGGAUUCUGAUAUGUUCGUCGAGAGUGAAGAUUGCGACGACGAGAGUGACUCUGGGGAGAAUGAUGCAGAUGAUCAAGGCGAGGACGGAGACGAUGAUUCCGAGUGA